AUUCACGGGGCUGCCCGCCUGCACGCGACCAGCCUCAUUCACAGAAACUUCAUUCAUAAAGCGGCGGCGGCGGCAGCGGCGGGGCCCGGGGCUGCGGGGUCGUCUGGGUGCGGUGCGUGUGCGGUGCUGCUUGCCCCUGGCUCUGCGGGAGCCGGGGGGCGCAGGAAUAUUGGGUUGUUUCCGGAUUAUGGUGCUGAAGGACUUUCCAGCGAGAACUAAUGAGACUGACGCUGCUGAGAGCUGCUGGCGCUGUUCAGUAUUUUACUUAAAAUAGUGGGGUUUGUGCCUGGCCGCGGGGCAGCAGCGUUGCCGCGCAGGGAUGCUCUUCGCCUUUGGGGCAGCCGACGAUAGAAACGCAGAGAGCUGGGCACCCUACGGGUUCUGUGCUGGUCUGAAAAUGUGUUUAAGCUUGUAGCUGUCUCUCUGCUUUGUGUGGAAUAUGCUUAAGCUUUCGCUGCAGCCGGGACUCCGCAGUUAAGGAUGCUACAACUGUGUCUUCAGAGCCAGGUGGGAUUUAGAGCCUGGCUUGAGGCAGGAAUGAAAGCGGGUUUGGAUAGCGGCUCUUCCGCUUGAGCUGCUCUACCACUGAUGUGCUUUCCUGUAUGCUGCUUUUAUUGCUGCUUACAAAAUACCAGAUGCCCAUGCAGUUUUAAGCCUCGUCCAUUGAAGAAAAUCCACUCGAGAGGGAGUCAGCAAAAAUAUCCAAUAGGUUUCUGUUUUCAAAUUUAUUUGACUUGCCUCCGUAUCAUCUCUCUGUAAGAGCCAAUUUAUGCCAGAGUAUCCAGUUACAGAACUGCCAAGGCUAUGAGAGAACGCAGCCAGCAGAGCCUCGGUGGACAAGUCCUGUAUGUAGGGUUAUUCAGACAUCCAGGAAUGCUGCACAGGGCUAAGUACAGCCGCUUCAGGAAUGAUUCCAUAACAUCCCUGGACGAAGGUGCGCAAAAUACCUCUUUAAAUAUCAAAGGUUCUUCCUCCUCUGAUCAUUCUUCAACACCUAAUUUACUGACAGAAGAUGUCUCCUUGGGGCCACAGGACACCUGCACCACGCUGUGCACGCUGAUCCCCCGGAUGGCUAACAUUAAACUUGCCAACCCAUCAAAUCUGCCAGGGCUGAAAAACUUCUGUCUGGGAACAAAAGAGGUGCCAAGAAUUAAACUCACAGAGUGUGUGACCAUCCCCAGCAGCCCAACCUCACCUGAGAUCAGCUGCCUCUCAGCCUCUUACCCACAGCCCAACCUGGACAAGCUGGCCCUGACCCCAAAGCCAUUGGGUGACAGUGCCAUGCGGGGAGCUGAAGAGGCUGCUCCUGUGGGCAGGCAGGACAGGAGUGCUGUGCAGAGUGGUGAAAGUGUGGGGGAGCCAGGAGUGACCUACAGCGUGCGGUACAUGGGCUGUAUUGAAGUGCUGCAGUCAAUGAGGUCCCUGGACUUUGGCACACGAACACAAGUCACCAGGGAAGCAAUAAGCCGACUGUGUGAAGCUGUAUCAGGUACAAAUGGAGCUAUAAAAAAGCGGAAGCCUCCAGUGAAGUUUCUGUCUUCUGUACUUGGCAAAAGUAACCUUCAGUUUUCUGGCAUGAAUAUAAAGCUGACCAUUUCAACAAGCAGCCUCACUUUGGUUAAUGUUGACACACAGCAGAUUAUUGCCAACCAUCACAUGCAGUCCAUCUCAUUUGCUUCUGGAGGUGACCCAGAUACAACAGACUACGUUGCAUAUGUAGCAAAAGAUCCUGUUAAUCAGAGAGCAUGCCACAUACUGGAAUGUCCCAAUGGGAUGGCUCAGGAGGUGAUCAACACCAUAGGACAGGCUUUUGAGCUCAGGUUCAAACAGUACCUGAAGAACCCAUCAAGCCUGGUGACAUCUAAUGAAAGCGAGGCAGCAAAUGCUAAUGGAUCAGCUGGGAAUUCACAGGAGAGGGAGGAUCAUGAAUAUUACAACGAAAUUCCAGGGAAAGAGCCUCCCACUGGUGGAGUGUUAGACAUGCGAAUGAAAGUGCAAACAGACCAAAGGGCUAAGUGUCUUGUACAGUGCAGGAAGCAGUGUUGCUUGACAGGCAGCCCAACAUUCAUCAGUAUAUAUGAAAAUUGCCCAGAAGAACACAAAACAGUGGGUAAUUGUGAAAGAUUACGGAAGACAAAAGAGGCAACAUUAUUGAAGCCUGCCUACAAAACAGAUCUUUUUGAUGAUCCCUGUUACAUCAACACACAGACCCUACAGCCUGCAGUCUGUGCAGCCCGUGGUACAGCAGCAACACAGAUCCAUGGGAGCCCAGUGCGUCAGGCCAAGUUACUGGAAGCUGUUCAGCAGAAUGCCACAAGCAACACAGCUGGUCUCUGUGUUCUGCCACAAAUAAAGCAACAGCUAAAGAAUGAAGAUUGUUACCAUGGCAAAUUAAACAGGAAAGCAGCAGAGAGCCUCUUAGUCAAUGAUGGGGACUUUCUGGUGAGAGAGAGCACAACGUCACCUGGUCAGUAUGUCCUCAGUGGGCUUCAGGGAGGGCAAGCAAAGCAUCUGCUCUUGGUGGAUCCUGAGGGCAAGGUGAGAACCAAAGACCAUGUAUUUGAUAGUGUGGGUCAUCUUAUCCAGUAUCACAUGGAAAAUAAUUUGCCAAUCAUCUCUUCUGGAAGUGAAGUGAGCUUGAAGCAGCCUGUAAGGAAGGAGAGUAAUGUGGGACAGAUGCAGUACCACAAAUAAUCCCUUGGAUAUCACAGAUCCUGAGACAAUAUCUGAAACUGUAUCGUGGACUUUCUAUUAUGACAACAGUUCAAAAAAGCAUAGACUGCACUUUCUGCUGCUGUUCCAGAAGAUACCCUUGUGUGUGUGUAUGUAUGAAUAUAUGUAUAUGUGUAUAUCUAUGUAGAUCCAUGGAGAUCAACAAGCAUAGUUAUAUAGAUACAUAUAAUCUUAAUGAAAUUACACCUUCAGAGUGUGAGAUUCAUUUGUGAGAAGAUAUUUUAGACAUGCACAAAUGUCACUUUUAAGGUCACACUGAACCAGUAACUAUUUAAAAGCACAAUUAAACCUCUACAUACAAAAGCUCACUUGAACAAACUGCUGGAACAUUAGUAUGUGCCUUUUAGCAUAGAAUUAUUGGAAACUGAUAUUAUUUAUACUGAAAUAGUUUGGGGCAGUUAAAAAACGUGUCUAAGCUUUU
Molecule: messenger RNA, 3154 nt
Organism: Calypte anna (Anna's hummingbird)
Lineage: Eukaryota; Metazoa; Chordata; Aves; Apodiformes; Trochilidae
Gene: SHC4
Product: SHC adaptor protein 4
Exons: 12
Coding region: 805-2694 (629 amino acids)
Biological process (GO): cell surface receptor protein tyrosine kinase signaling pathway; intracellular signal transduction
Cellular component (GO): plasma membrane
Molecular function (GO): receptor tyrosine kinase binding
Source: RefSeq, a predicted model, not a curated record